Onthophagus taurus is the source of this 1635-nucleotide messenger RNA. NCBI's taxonomy places the organism in Eukaryota, Metazoa, Arthropoda, Insecta, Coleoptera, Scarabaeidae. The record is from RefSeq and is a predicted model, not a curated record.
AUGCGGGUAUGUAAUCAAGGACGUCCUGCUUUGAUGGCAUCCAACUCAACAUCGAUAUAUUUUAUAAAAGACGCGAUCCAAUAUUAUGAUAUAAUUAUAAUUGAUGAUUUGGUAUGUAGUUACACACCGUUUCGUAGAAUACCUCCUAAAUUGGAUGGAAAAGAAGAUAAUAACUUUGAAUAUUUAACAACAAUUUAUUUUUUUCCAUAUUCUGAUCAUGUUGUUGUAGAAGAUGAAUUUAUAAUGGUUGAAUGUUUUUAUAAACAAAAACUGAUUUAUACGGAUUUCUUUGCUUUCGUACCUUUAAAAAGUUCGUACGCCGUGCGAAAUGACGAGGAUUUUAAUGUAUUAUUAAUGGGUUUUGAUGGUACAUCUCGGUUAAAUUUUUACCGACAUUGGCCACACACUAGAGAUGUGUUACAACAAUUCGGUGCUGAAGAAUUAUUCGGAUAUAAUAAAGUUGGUGGUAAUAGUUUUGCAAAUUUAAUGCCUCUGUUGGCUGGAGUAUCUUUUAGUGAAUUGAGGGAACUGUGUUGGCCGGAAAAUACGACGUAUUUUGAUGAUUGUUCAUUUAUUUGGGAUGUAUACAAACGGAACGGAUAUGUAACAGCCUAUGCAGAUGAUACAUUUGAACAUGGUCUUUUUCGUGAUUCAGGUUGUAUGGGAUUCAAAAGGGAACAACACACCGAUUAUUUGUUCGAUUAUUUUAUAGCAUUAGCUGAAUUGAAAAUUGGAAACAAUAAAGAGGGAUAUUUUUAUAAUUGUAUUGGAUCAAGAGAAACUUACAAAGUUUUUUUAAAUUAUAUUGAACAAUUUCUUGAUAGAAUGAGUAGACAUCGAUUGAAAUUUUUUGGUAGUUUUUUUGAAACUGUUAUGUCGCAUGAUAGUAUUUUUAAGCCAAAAAUUUCAGAUACCACCAUAUCAUUGUUUUUUAAUAGUACACUAAUGGAGAAAAUACUUGAAAAUACAAUUUUAGUAGUUUAUAGCGAUCACGGGGCACGUUUUGGUAAAUUCAGAUACGGUUCAUUUCAAGGCUUUAUUGAAGAUUUGCUGCCGUACAUUGCAUUUUAUUUCCCAGACUCAUUCAAAAAUCGUUACAAAUCGCUUUAUGACAAUUUUAAAAUUAAUAGGUACAGAUUAACAACACCAUAUGAUAUUCACAAAACUUUGUUGGAUUUAUUCCAACUCAGUGAUACGACUCAAACUCAAACAACUAAUAUUAGAUACUCUAAAUACUACAGUUUGUUUGAAAAAAUACCCGAAAAUCGUAAUUGCGACGACGCCAACAUUCCUUUAGAAUAUUGCGCUUGUGGAUAUAGCACACAAGUUGAAACAAUAUCUGAAACGUUUGAUUGUUACAAGUCUGCAUUACUGAUUGUUGAUACAAUCAAUAAAAUGAUACCACAAAAUAAAUGUUUAAAAUUACGGUUGCAUAAAUUGUUGUCUUCUCGAGUAGAAAUUGUGAACGCUACCACUGCGUAUUACACAGUGGCAGUUGAAACUUUACCGAGCAAGGCGAUUUUUGAGAGUAAAGAUUAUUACCGAAGAAUCAACCUUUCGAUCAAAAAAACAACCAUCAAAAUCGAAUGCGCGGUUCGCGAGAAAGCCAGCUUUGAAGUUUUGGCUAAUUUAUAG